Diospyros lotus (date-plum) is the source of this 4275-nucleotide messenger RNA. RefSeq lists its product as uncharacterized. The transcript has 28 exons. NCBI's taxonomy places the organism in Eukaryota, Viridiplantae, Streptophyta, Magnoliopsida, Ericales, Ebenaceae. Gene Ontology annotation, molecular function: protein binding. Gene Ontology annotation, cellular component: cytoplasmic vesicle; TRAPPIII protein complex; phagophore assembly site. The record is from RefSeq and is a predicted model, not a curated record. The coding region runs from base 228 to 4070 and encodes 1280 amino acids. Gene Ontology annotation, biological process: protein localization to phagophore assembly site; endoplasmic reticulum to Golgi vesicle-mediated transport.
UUUCCGCCAUGGAACCAGUAAUAGAGAGCAAUACCUCCGAGCCGAGCUCUGGAUCGCUCUCCUCUCUCCACCCAAGAUCUGCGAGAACGCGUAUAUAGGCGCUCGCUCGUUCGCCGUUCACCUAGCCAGAGCUCAGAAGAGAUUCUCACACCGAGUUGACCCGGCGAGUGCCAAGGCCUACGAGUUAGCGUCGCCGGUGCCUGCCGCCAGGGCAAUCCAGGAUCCAGAUGGCGAAUCCGGAUGGCUCCCCUCUCGGUCGAAUGUUACUCGACGAGAUCUCGCCGGUUGUGAUGGUGCUCCGGACAAACCUCGCCGAAGAGGCUUGUCGGAAGAACGGCCUCAGCUUGAUCGAAAUGCUCAGCCCUUUUUGCGCAUUCAAUAACAUUGACGUUCCCGUGCGGACAGCAAGCGAUCAACCGCAUAGGAUUCAGAGGUUCACGCUACGGUUAUUCUACGCGUCUGACAUUCGGCAGCCCGACGUGGAGGUUGCCAAGGAGCGGUUGAAGGAGGUUAUUACCCAUGCAGGGGAGAAAGGUUUUUCAAACUUAAGUUCAGACCCACCACAAAUUGAAACUAUACUUGCCACCUCUCAAUCCGAGCUCUUACCCACAUGGUUUCCAUACUUCAACAAAGAGCUCGUACACACUGUUUCUUUUUCAGAUCAUGAAGCUUUUGACCAUCCCGUGGCAUGUCUUUUGGUUGUUUCUUCGAAGGAUGAGGAGCCUCUCAGUAAAUUUGUUGACCUUUUCAACACAGACCAGUUGCCCUCACUUCUUAAUGAUGGUGCAAUGGAUCCAAAGAUUCUGAAGUAUUAUCUCUUACUGCAUGAUAACCAAGAUGACACUACAGAAAAAGCGACCAAAAUAUUAUUGGAGAUGAGGAGUACAUUUGGAACCUAUGAUUGUGGAUUGCUGUGCAUAAACUCUUCUGAAGAUGGGUUAAUACAACAUGAGGAAAAUCCAUGGGCUCUUUAUAAAAAUGAAUCUUCACCUGGUCAACCUCUUGGUUGCUUCCUUAGCAUUGAUGAUAUGAAUGAGUUACGAAAUGUCAUGCAAGAUCUGUCAUCUAAGCACAUCAUUCCUCACAUGGAGAAAAAAAUUCGCGACCUCAAUCAGCAGGUUUCUGCAACAAGGCGAGGUUUUAGAAAUCAAAUAAAGAACUUGUGGUGGAGAAAGGGGAAAGAAGAUACACCAGAUAGCCUAAAUGGUUCUAUGUAUACAUUUAGCUCCAUUGAAUCUCAAAUAAGAGUUUUAGGUGAUUAUGCCUUCAUGUUGCGAGAUUAUGAUCUUGCUUUGUCCAAUUACCGACUACUGUCCACGGAUUACAAACUUGACAAAGCAUGGAAACGUUAUGCUGGUGUACAGGAAAUGAUGGGACUAACAUACUUCAUGUUGGAUCAGUUGAGAAAGGAUGCUGAGUACUGCAUGGAGAAUGCAUUUAACACCUAUUUAAAAAUGGGGUUAUCUGGUCAGCGAAAUGCUACGAGGUGUGGUCUUUGGUGGGCAGAAAUGUUGAAGACAAGAGAUCAAUUUAAGGAGGCUGCCACUGUUUACUUCCGUAUUUCUGGUGAGGAACCCCUACAUUCAGCUGUGAUGCUGGAGCAAGCAUCUUACUGCUACUUGUUUGCAAGACCGCCCAUGCUUCGCAAAUAUGGCUUCCAUCUCGUUCUUUCUGGUGAUUUGUAUAAAAAGUGUGACCAGAUGAAGCAUUCAAUUCGCACAUAUAGAGGUGCCUUAAGUGUAUUUAAAGGAACUAAAUGGAAUCAUAUCAGGGACCAUGUUCAUUUCCAUAUUGGAAAGUGGUAUGCAUUUCUUGGGUUAUUUGAUGUUGCUAUUAAACAUAUAUUGGAGGUGCUGGCCUGUGGUCAUCAAUCCAAGACAACGCAGGAGUUAUUUCUGAGGGACUUUUUCCAAAUCAUCCAGAAAAGGGGGAAAACAUUUGAGGUGUUGAAUCUUCAGUUGCCUGUCAUUGAUAUCCCUUCGCUCAAGGUUGUUUUUGAAGACCAUCGAACUUAUGCAUCAUCUGAAGCUGUUAGUGUUAAAGAAAGUAUUUGGCAAGCUUUGGAGGAGGAUGUCAUACCAUCCGUGUCUACCACCAGGAGUAACUGGCUGGAAUCACAACCAAAACUCAUAUCCCAAAAAUAUGAGUCAAAUAUUUGUGUGGCAGGAGAGGAAAUUAAAGUAGAAAUUGGAUUCAAGAAUCCUCUUCAAAUCCCUAUUUCCAUCUCUACUGUUUCCUUAAUAUGCGAGCAUUCUGCAAGAUCAGAUGAAACUGAAGCUGAUACAAAUAACUUAACCGGGAAUAGGAAUGAUGAUCAAUUCAGAAACAUGGCCAGUAGUGGGGACUGUAGCUCAGAAAUGCCUUCAUUUUCAGUGUCUGAAGUUGACAUUUCAUUGGGAGGAGGUGAAACAGAUUUGGCACAAUUAACUGUAACUCCCAGAUUAGAAGGCACAUUGAAAAUAGUUGGUGUGAGAUGGAAAUUGUCAGGUUUAAUAGGCGGCUUUUAUAACUUUGAUUCCGACUUGGCCAAGAAGAAAAUUACAAAGAAAAGAAGAAAAAAUAAACGGUCAACAACUGAUAACCUAGAGUUUAUUGUGAUUAAGACUCUGCCCAAACUUGAGGGCUUCAUUCGUCACCUUCCUAAAACAGUUUAUGCAGGAGAUUUGCGCCAUCUUGAUUUGGUCCUGAGGAAUCCAUUAGAAAUUUCUGUGAAGAAUAUGAAACUGAAGAUCCAUCAUCCAAGGUUUCUGAGCAUAGGCGACAAGGAAGUUAUGGAUAUGGAAUUUCCUGCUUGCCUAGAAAAGAAGACAAAUUCUGCACAUGGUGAUGCGCUUGCUAAAACCAAUAAUAUUUCAGAUACAGCAUUUCUGUUUCCAGAGGAUGUGCUAAUUCAUGGGGAAGCUCCUUUCUGUUGGCCUCUUUGGCUUCGGGCUGCUACUCACGGAAAUGUUUCCUUGUACAUAACCGUAUAUUAUGAGAUGGAAGAUGCAUCAACCAUUAUGAGAUAUCGCGUUUUGCGCAUGCAUUAUAAUUUGGAGGUGCUACCAUCACUGGAUGUGUCAUUUCGAAUCAGUGCUUGUCCUUCAAAAUUACAAGAGUUCCUUGUAUGCAUGGAUGUUAUCAACAGGACAAGUUCAAGGGGUUUCCAGGUUCAUCAAUUGUCUUCUGUUGGAAAUGAGUGGGAGAUUUCAUUGCUUCAACCCAUUGAUUCCAUCUUUCCUUCUGAACUUCUAUUUGCCGGUCAAGCACAGUCUUGUUUUUUCAAGCUCAAGAAUCGCAGGAACUCUGUGAUUGUUAAGGAUGAGGUCUCUGUGGCCCCUUCUGAAGGAUAUGAUGUAAGAUUGAGCCAUAGCAGCAAUGAGCCACUGUUUGAUAUAAAUAGGUCACCCUUACUUGAUUUCCACUAUCAUGAAAGAGCACACCAAGGAACAGCUGGUCAGGAAAAUCCAAAUACAGUUGACUUCAUAUUGAUCUCUCGGCUGCAGAGUGAAGGCGACCCUGAUCAAGCCAAUUCUGUCGGUCUCUUUUCUCAUCAUGCAUGUCAUUGCAGUAUGGCAAGCACAAGCCCAAUAUGGUGGAUAAUGGAAGGCCCCAGGACCGUACACCAUAACUUCCUUGCCGAUUUCUGUGAGAUAAAGCUAAGUAUGACUAUCCACAAUUCCUCAGAUGCAGUUGCAUCAGUUCGCAUUGACACCAUUGAUUCUGCCUCUAGUAGCCGUACACCUUCAUCUCCUGGAAAUGAAUCCGGGUGGCAUGAUGUAUCUCUGUCAAAUGAUGUUAAAGUUUCAUCUGACAUUGUUGGACCCCGAGUUAGUAGGUCGCUUUCUGGGGAGAGUGUUUCCCUAUUCAUUUGGUCAGGGACUAGUUCAACCCAGAUCAAACUUGAGCCAAUGUCCACAACUGAAAUUCCUCUUCAGAUAUCUGUCUUAUCUCCUGGGACGUAUGAUCUAUCAAACUAUGCUCUACAUUGGAAUCUUUUGCGCUCAAGUGGUCAAGCUGCUGGAACACUGCCAUCUUCGGGUACAUGCCAGGGGCACCCAUAUUAUCUUACAGUGCUGCAGGCAUCUUAACCCUGUACCAGGUAUAGCUUGUCCUACACAAAGUGAGAUGAUGUAUCUUGUUUGUAGUAUUUUUUAACCCUCUUAUUCUGUAAAUUGCAUUCUUACAGUAUGCCUACUAAUUUGGUAGGAAUUAUAGAUGAGUAAGUAGAAAGGGUAAAAGAGAAGAACUCUGAGAGGUCCAUUUUACUUCAAUGACUGGCAGAUGAUUUAAACU